Fonsecaea erecta is the source of this 1824-nucleotide messenger RNA. RefSeq lists its product as hypothetical. Lineage: Eukaryota; Fungi; Ascomycota; Eurotiomycetes; Chaetothyriales; Herpotrichiellaceae. Gene Ontology annotation, cellular component: nucleolus. Gene Ontology annotation, molecular function: ATP binding; nucleic acid binding; RNA helicase activity. Bases 1 to 1824 code for a protein of 607 amino acids. The transcript has a single exon. The record is from RefSeq and is a predicted model, not a curated record.
AUGAAGCGAAAGCUGGAUGUCAACGAUGCACCGACGGUCGAGGUCCCCCGAGAACCUGAAGAUCAUGGGUUCUCGUUCGAUUCAUUUGGCCUCGACCCUCGCCUGAUGCAGGCCAUUGCAAAGUCAGACUUCUCGCACCCAACACCCGUGCAGGCAAAGGCCAUCCCUCUGGCGCUCGAGGGGAAAGAUGUGCUUGCGAAAUCCAAGACAGGUUCUGGAAAGACCGCCGCCUACGUCCUCCCUACCCUGCAGGCGAUCCUGCGCCGAAAGUCCUCGUCCGCAGACGUCAAGGUCACGUCGGUACUCGUCCUUGUGCCCACGAGAGAAUUGGCCGAUCAAGUAUACAAGGCUUUCAAUACCUUCGCGCUGUUCUGCUCGAAAGAUGUACAAACACUGAACCUGACACAAAGAGUCUCGGACACGGUCAUGAAUGCGGUGUUACAAGACUUCCCGGAUGUCAUUGUCACAACCCCGAGCAGAGCAACUCAAUAUCUUAGCUCGGGCCGGCUGUCUCUUGAAAACAUCCAGCAGCUCGUCAUUGAUGAAGCCGACAUUGUACUUUCCUAUGGCUAUGAAGAUGACAUCAACACCAUUGCUGCGGCUCUUCCCCGCGGUGUGCAGACAUUCUUAGUGAGUGCCACCCUGACGCUAGAGGUUGAAGAGUUGAAGACCAUCUUCUGCCGUGACGCGGCCGUGGUCAAGAUUGACGACAAAGAAGAGAAGGGUGAGGGGAUAACUCAAUUUGUGGUCAAGUGCGGCGAGGAUGAAAAGUUCUUGCUCAUAUAUGUUCUGUUUAAACUGCGCCUGGUCAAGGGAAAGUGCUUGGUGUUUGUGGCGGAAGUUGACAGAAGUUAUCGGCUAAAGCUCUAUCUGGAGCAGUUCGGGAUCAAGUCGUGCGUGUUGAACGCCGAAUUGCCGGUCAACUCUCGGUUGCACGUGGUCCAGGAGUUCAACAAGGGCCUUUACGACAUUCUUAUUGCCGCCGACGACCAGGAGGUUCUGGGGGGUGUCGUGAAGAGGCAAAAGACGGAGGGACGGGUCGCAGAAGAUCCAGCCCAUGAAAUGAGCGAGGAGGACGAGGAGGAAGUGCAGCAGCCGUCCAAGAAAGCUAAGCACUCGAAGAAACACGAAAAGGACUAUGGGGUGUCGAGGGGCAUUGACUUUCAGAACGUGGCCUGCGUGAUCAACUUCGACCUCCCGUCAACCUCCAAGUCCUACACACACCGCAUCGGCCGUACCGCCCGAGCAGGGAAAGCAGGAAUGGCGCUGUCUUUCGUGGUCCCCAAGGACAAGUUUGGCAAACACCGGGCCACCAGCAUCCCCUCGGCGAAGAACGACGAACGUGUUCUGGAGAAGAUUGUUGCUCGACAGACCAAAAAAGGCAACGAAGUGAAGCCAUACCACUUUGACAUGGCACAAGUGGAUGCCUUCCGCUACCGCAUGAACGAUGCACUCCGUGCCGUGACCGGGGCUGCGGUGCACGAGGCGCGUGCGCGAGAAAUCAAGCAAGAGCUGAUAAAGUCCGAGAAGCUGCGGAAACACUUUGAAGAGAAUCCGGACGACCUGCGACACUUGAGGCAUGACGGCGAACACGGGGCCAUCGUCAGGCACCAGGGGCACUUGAAGCAUGUCCCGGAGUACCUGAUGCCGGCGGCGGGGAAAAAGGCCCUGAGUGCCGACGAGGUCGGGUUUGUCGGGCUGAGGGGUGAGAAUAAGCGGAAAGACAGCAAGAAGCGAGGAGGGCGCAAGGCGCGAUUCGGCGGGAGAUCCAGGGGGAAAAUCGACCCAUUGAAAUCCUUCAGUGGUGCGAGGAAGAAGCGUUGA